Ailuropoda melanoleuca (giant panda) is the source of this 1452-nucleotide messenger RNA. RefSeq names its product protein FAM47E-like. The record is from RefSeq and is a predicted model, not a curated record. Lineage: Eukaryota; Metazoa; Chordata; Mammalia; Carnivora; Ursidae. The transcript has a single exon. Bases 1 to 1452 code for a protein of 483 amino acids. Gene Ontology annotation, cellular component: chromatin. Gene Ontology annotation, biological process: transcription initiation-coupled chromatin remodeling.
AUGGAAUCGUAUCCAGCAACAAAAGCGAAUGAACCUUCACUGCCCAUUCCAGGAGAAAGCCGGCUGCGCAGGGCACCUGCCUUGACCCAGCCCUCGGAAGAAUCUGGCUGCGCCUGGCUACGCGGUCUCCUAGCAACCGAAAAACAAACCAGUGAAGCUGGUGGUCGCCUGGGCGCCAGAGGUACCAUGGCGGACAAGAAGUGUCCGCUGGAACGAAUGCCCUUGGGCAUGAACUGCAAGCCCUGGUACAAAGACAGGUUAACUUCCAAGUGUUUCCCAAAGCACCAGAACAAACUUCUGAAGUUCCCCACCUCCCUGGACAGCCGGCGGUGGAUAUUUGUAAAAGAGGGCCUGGACGACUUCAGGAGGGGAUGUCCACCUUGUGAAGAUCUGAUCACUCGCGGCCCUAAGGAAGGCUUUCUUCCCAUGAUUGCUCGCAGAGUUCCCAAACCUGCCCCCACAAAGAAACAGAAAAAGCUGACCAAGGAAGCAGGCCUGUUUUCCACACUGUUGCCAGCCCAGCUAGCACGGAGGGCGUUCGUAGAGGACAUCGAAGCCCACCUGACCAAGCAUCCCUUGGCUCUCUACCCAAGUCUGGAGAAAGAUCUACCUCCAGACCUCUUAUUAAAGGUGCUGGAAGUUCUCGAUCCUGACAAGAAGCUGAAGGACACGUGGGCUUAUUGCCAGAACACCGAGAAAAGAACGAAGUCCCCCACAAAGCUUAGGGAGAAACGUCCUGCCAAAGUCAACCUGGAACUUCCCAAGAAGACUCCCGGGUCACAUCCAGACAAGUUGCCUCAUGAAGAAAGGAAGUCAAGCACAAAGGAUUUGCUCGAAAGUCCUCCCCUUCCUAGAAAAAUACCGAGAGGAAUCCGUAAAUUCUGCGAAUGGGUUGCUACUUUUGGAGACUUGGGCAUUGAUGAAGAGCUCAUCAUGAAACAGCUUGACAUUGGUAUUGACUGCAAACCAACCUAUGACAAGAGCCACACGAAGAAAAUAAACCAGGUUGCUUUGGACCUAAAGUACAGAACAGGGAUAGAUAAAAUGGAGGAUCUAAAAUUCUCCAUGUACUGGGAGAACUGGGAGAGGAAACUACAGACACCACGGAAUCCGUAUAAACCCAACUGGGUGAAGAUGAGGUAUGGAGCAUGGUACUUGAAGCCCAAGUUGUGGAAAAAGCUAAUAAAUGAUGAACCUUUGAUUGAUCCCAAGGUCUUACUUGGACAAGAUGGGAGAUAUGGAAAGAAUUUUCCUGAACAGGAUAUUCUUGAAGAUCUUUAUGGAACAAUUGCUUUUAAAGACUUCAUUCUAAGCAAGGGCUACAGGAUGCCAGGCUGCAUUGAGAAGCUGUUUACCAGGAAGGGAUGGAAAUACGAUUCUGUUAGGACUCCAAUACACAAAGUAAUAAAAAUGAACCCAAACGUAGAAGAAGAUGAACACGAACGUGUUUAG